Molossus molossus (Pallas's mastiff bat) is the source of this 1260-nucleotide messenger RNA. RefSeq names its product C2 calcium dependent domain containing 4C (gene C2CD4C). Lineage: Eukaryota; Metazoa; Chordata; Mammalia; Chiroptera; Molossidae. The record is from RefSeq and is a predicted model, not a curated record. The transcript has a single exon. The coding region runs from base 1 to 1260 and encodes 419 amino acids.
AUGAAGAAAACCAACAUGUGGUUCCUGGAGCGGCUUCGGGGGUCCGGGGACAACGGUGCUACUGGGGGCGAGGCAGGGGACAAGGCCUCCAAGGGGCCUCUGUACAGCAACGUGCUCACACCCGACAAGAUCCCCGACUUCUUCAUCCCCCCUAAACUGCCAGCCAGCCCCGCGGAGCCUGAAGGGCAGGCUGAGCUGGGCCCGGCUGCAGAGCAGAACCUGGCCUCUGCUUCGCCCCGCCGAGCCCCCCGGAGCCCCCGGCUGCCUGCCAAGUUGGCAGCCGAGAGCAAGAGCUUGCUGAAGGCGGCCACCCGGCAUGUGAUCCAGAUUGAGAGCGCUGAGGACUGGCCCGCUGAGGAGGCUGCCACCAACUCGGACCCCCAGGCCCAGGGUGCCAUGUCCCUGCCCUCAGUGCCCAAGGCCCAGACGUCCUACGGCUUCGCCACGCUGGCAGAGAGCCCCCAUACACGGCGCAAGGAGUCCCUAUUCCACAGCGAGCAUGGGGCCCUGGCCCAGGUGGGGUCCCCGGGAGCCCGGCGCCGCCGGGGAGGUGUCAAGGCCAAUGGGGGCGAUGGCGUGUCCAGGGAGGCUGGCGGGGCCCUCAUGAGCCCCAGCCGCUACUUCAGUGGUGGGGAGAGUGACACGGGGUCCUCGGCCGAGUCCUCCCCAUUUGGGUCCCCUCUGCUCUCGCGCUCCGUGUCGCUGCUCAAAGGCUUCGCCCAGGACAGCCAGGCCAAGGUGAGCCAGCUCAAGCAUUCCGUGGGCCGCCAUGGCUCCUUGUCGGCUGACGACAGCACACCGGACACCAGCCCUGGGGCCCGGCGCCGCCUGACUCGCAGGGCCACCCCGGAGCCGUGCCCUGAGCCGGGCCAGGUGCCCCGCGCGGAGCACGCCGUGCGCAUGGGCACGCGGGGCAGCGUGCGGCUGCUGGCCGAGUACGAGGCGGCUCAGGCGCGCCUGCGUGUGCGCCUGCUGGCCGCAGAGGGCUUGUACGACCACCUCUGCGACGCCCGAAGCAUCAACUGCUGCGUGGGCCUGUGCCUGGUUCCUGGAAAGCUCCAGAAACAGCGCAGCACCAUCAUUAAGAACAGCCGCCACCCUGUCUUCAAUGAGGACUUCUUUUUUGAUGGCCUCGGGCCGGCCAGCGUCCGAAAACUGGCCCUCAGGAUCAAGGUGGUCAACAAGGGUAGCAGCCUCAAGCGGGACACGCUGCUGGGGGAGAAGGAGUUGCCCCUGACCUCCCUGCUCCCCUUCUUGUAA